Molecule: messenger RNA, 2214 nt
Organism: Acaulospora colombiana
Lineage: Eukaryota; Fungi; Glomeromycota; Glomeromycetes; Diversisporales; Acaulosporaceae
Source: the annotation of a GenBank genome assembly
AUGCCUGCGGCUGUAAAUUGCUUGGCAUUCACGCCUCCCACGACUCAGCCGCUCCUUGCCUGUGGUCGGGCGAAUGGAAAUAUUGAGAUAUGGAAUCCACGGGAUCAAUGGAAUUUAGAGAGAACCAUUCCUGGUGAAAAAGGCACAUCGAUCGAGGCCCUUAUUUGGGUACACCGAAAAACUUUACCGGAGUCAGACGAGUCGAAGUUUCGAACGGAGACUAAAAAAAAAAGAUUCUCGAGCGAACCCCUGAGAUUACUUUCCGGCAGUUCCAAUGGAAUGAUAAUCGAAUGGAACACGACAACAUUAAGACAAAAGAAAUCGUUUGAUUCACACGGUGGAGCGGUUUGGAGCAUGAAAAAUAAUUUUUCAAAUACCUUGCUUGCUGUCGGUUGCGAGGAUGGUGGUGUGCGCAUUUUUGAUAUUACCGACGAAGGACUGAUAUUAAAGAGGGAUCUCGCAAGAAACAAGGCCAGAAUUAUGUCGCUGGCUUGGGAUUAUGAUGAUAAUUUUAUAGUGACAGGCUCUUCGGACAGUAACAUCGUAAGAUGGAAUGUUUCCGCGGGAUUAUUCUCAACUAAAGGACAACUUGAAAUUCUGAAAAUGCGUGACGAUAUCAGAGAUGGCACAAUCGUCAGUGGAGAUUCGUUGGGUCACGUUUGCUUUUGGGAUGGGAAAGUCGGGGCCAUGCUGCAGAGGUUUAAAGCACACGACGCGGACGUGCUUUGCUUAACAUCCAACCUGGAAGGAACCGCCGUUUUCUCUUCAGGUGUCGACCGCAAAUGUAAUUUAUUUCGAAUUGUUGAUUCCGGCAUUUCGAAUAAUAAAGACAUUAGCAAAGCGCAUUCAUGGGUUCUGGUCGGAUUUCGGCGAACUCAUUUACAUGAUGUGAGAGCAAUUGCGCUAAGGGAAGAUCAGGCACUUGUUUCCGGAGGCGUAGAUACCGGAAUGGUGGUUUACUCAUUUGCCAAUUUUCUCAAGGGCAAUAUUCGAAGGUUACCUUUCGUCCCUCAAAAGCCUUUAAUUUCUAUUUCCAAAUCAAAACGCCUGUUGAUGUAUCGGAAUUUCAAUCAAAUAAAGUUGUGGAAGUUGGGGGGAGGCGUGCUACCAGAUUCAUGGCAGCUCGAAAAGAUUCCGCGUCUGGACAUGAUUAAACCGCAGCGAGCCGUUUUGGAAAUGACAUUUAAGGUAAAAAAUAUUUUUAAGACUUUCGAAGGUCAGAAAUCUCAUCACGACAAGUUCGCCGCCUAUUCAAUCAAAAUAGAAGGUAACUUUCAUCUCACCGCAAGCGCUAUAUCCGAGAAUGGUGAAUGGAUCGCUGUGGCAGAUGUAGAAACGGUGAAAGUUUUCAAGAUACAGGAAGACACAUCAAAUCCUGACAAGAUAUUGGUCCGUAAGAUAAAAUUCCCUCUGAACGUCACGGAUGGCCGUCGCAUUGGAGCGCAUCAAUUAAUAUUCACGCCGGAUGGGACCAAACUUGUGAUAGUUUAUAUCGAUUCAUCCACGGUGGUUACUGAACUCGGGGGUUGGCAAAAUGACGAAAUAAAAAUUUUAAAAAAAUUUAGCCAACACGUGCAACCGUCAGAUGGACCCGCAACGACCGUUAUUUCGAUAACCGUGAGCGACGACGGGAAAUGGUUGGCCACGGGUGAUCUUUUCAAUCGAAUCAAUGUUUACAACCUGGAAGACCUAGAGCAUCGGGCAACUCUUCCAAAAUAUUCGUCGACCCACACAUCAUUAACAUUUCAUCCGUCCCUUCCCCGUCUGAUAGUCACCCUGGCGUCCAAUCAAUUUUUGAUCUUUGAUAUUGAGUCAAUGAAGCUCACCGAUUGGUCACAAAAGCAUUUUCAAAACUUACCCGAUGAAUUUCUCAAGCUGGAGAACAGGAUCAUGGGGUGUGCUUUCAACCCCGACAAUGAAAAUUCCAUGAUACUUUGGGCAGCCGGCUAUUUCUGCCUGGUCGAUUUUGACAAGUGUAACGGGGAUCAAGAAGUACCACUAAUCUUGGCUCAUUGCAAUGGGUGGCAGAAGAAACCGCAGGAUCAGAGAUUCGAGAACGAGGGUGGCAUCAAUUUUCAACUCGUCCAAAGGUAUCAGCCUUUGUUGUUUGUUGAUUUCGUCGCGCCAAAUUCUAUGGUGGUCGUUGAAAGGCCGUUUGCAAUGAUUUUAGAAAAUUUGCCGCCAUCAUUCUACAAGGCACAUUAUGGCACUUGA